Molecule: messenger RNA, 2926 nt
Organism: Cladophialophora immunda
Lineage: Eukaryota; Fungi; Ascomycota; Eurotiomycetes; Chaetothyriales; Herpotrichiellaceae
Exons: 5
Coding region: 799-2472 (557 amino acids)
Molecular function (GO): protein binding
Source: RefSeq, a predicted model, not a curated record
AUCCCUCCAGCCACCGCCCGUCCCUAUUCGUGCCUAUCCCAUCCCGAUGCCCAUCCCCUUGCUUCCAUGGCUUCCACUCUCGCCUUCUCGGUGCUUUCACCCUUGUUCUCGCUUGAAGGGUUGGACUCCCCACUUUCCCUGUUCCCCUUCUCUCGAGUCUCAACCAUCAUUCAAGAAGUCCGAGUCUUGCUGUCACAGCAACUCCUUCAUCCAAGUCUCUUCUCCCUUUUUGUCUCCAACCCAGCAGCAACUGGCAUUGCUGUCUUCGUUUCUCCCAAGCUGUGCUUUUGUUCUACAUCCAGCUACGCUCUUUAUUUCCCGAUUUAUCUUCUUCGCUUCCCAGACUAUUGCAAUCUAUCGGGCGCAUUCCGUCGCUAAUCUACUCAUUCACCACACUGUCAAGUUGACAGCCUCUUUCAUUGGCACUCAGCCAGUGACGGCAUUGGCGCCGAGCAAAUCCCACUGCUCCCACCCACCGAGCCACCCACCCCGGGCGCUUAACCCCUGGCCCUCAAGCACCCAUUUUCAGGACCUGGCGGCAGGGCCGGCCCUCGCAGCCUCGGAGCACCGUGCAAUCGACCGCCACACCACCAGCCUGUGGUAGCCAUCGGUUCCCACCACCCUAGCAGAAUCUGUGACCGCCCGCACCCACCAUUUCAAUAACGUCUCAGGCACCGCCGCUCCUGUCGCAGAUCUCGCUCCCUCUGUAAACAUAUUGCCCUGCAUCAAUCUGCCUGCACCUUGCUGUCACCACCUUGUUGACGCCAAUUCUAACUUCGACGACCCCGGCCCGGCGCCAUGUCGCUCAAGCAGGAAAUAGAGACUUGGGUCGAGGCGCUUGGGCACUAUGACAAUCAAGAAUUCGAGGAAGCGUUGAGGAUCUUCGACGCGAUUGCCGAUACCUCCAAGAUCCUGUUCAACUGCGGUGUCAUCCACGCGACCAUUGGCGAGCAUGAAAGAGCGGUGGAAUGUUAUCAACGCGCAAUCAAACUCGACCAGUACCUCGCCGUGGCCUAUUUCCAACAGGGUGUCUCGAAUUUUCUGGUCGGGGAUUUCGAAGAAGCAUUGGCGAAUUUCAAUGACACCCUCCUCUAUUUGAGAGGCAAUACAUACAUCGACUAUGAGCAGUUGGGCUUGAAGUUCAAGCUUUACUCCUGCGAGGUUCUCUUCAACCGUGGCCUGUGCUACAUGUACCUCCAGCAAGAGAAGGCCGGGCUUCAAGAUUUCAGCUUCGCUCAGAAGGAGAAGAUGACUCCUGACCACGACGUGAUUGACGAUGCUAUAAAGGAUAUGGCACAGGGCUAUGUGGUUUUCAGCAUACCGGUUGGGUGUGUGUACAGACCAAACGAAGCCAAAGUCAAGAAUCUCAAAGCAAAAGACUACCUGGGUAAGGCCCGGUUGAUAGCCACGUCGAACAGUGAGAACACCGGUACCGGAUUUCAGGGCGUGGAAAGAAAACAAGCGGUGGCUGCCGAGAUGUCAGCCAAAGACGACCGUCCUCCGGAAAACAUCAGCUACGCAGCAACAAACCUCGUGCAGCGCAAUUUGUCCAGUAGAAUCGUCCGAGAUCAGAGCGCUCCUCCUGUCAUGAGUCGAAAUGUGUUCCCGCCAACUCCGCCACCGGAGAACGAGAAGCCCAGGCUAAGCGGCGGCGGUUCGUCAACGUUGCCUCUUCGGACCACUUCUAUGCGUCAACCUCGGAAUAUGUACGCCAGACCGGACAUGGAAGCACCCCGACCGGGUAUGAUGAAUCGAGCAGCAACGUUCGACGCCAACGCCAACCAACCACCGAGCAUGGGCAGGAUGAUGCCUCCCCAACGCGAGAACUCGUGGCCAGAGGAGCCUUCCAUGAUGGAGCGACCACAGAUGGAAAGGUCGCGCUAUGGCACCCAAAGGACUGCCUCCGAACCUCGAGGUCCUUCGUCUCGACGACAGAUGCUCGACCGCUCGGCCUCGCAAAGGGCUCCGGCACCGCUGUUCCGGGAGACUACCCCAUCUCGAUACGAUGAUCCCACCGACACGGUGGACGAUGUCUAUCGCAUGUACUCCAGCCCCCGCAGGCGCCAGCGACGCCAAGACCAGGAAUUAUACCUAAACGAAGAAGACGAAUAUAUAGACGAAGAAGAAAUGAGUGCUGAAGACAUGAGCGGUUUCGAACCUGUGCGGCGCGCGGCGUCCCGAUCUGGGCGCGGCAGCAAGCGGCCCGAAAUGCGCAAGAUCCGUGUCAAAUGCCACUUUAACGACGAUACGAGAUAUCUAAUGAUUGGCGCUGUGAUAGAUUUUGGCGACCUUGAGAGCAAGAUACGUGAGAAAUUUGGGAUCAAGGAUCAAUUGAAGAUCAAGAUGCAAGACGAUGGUGAUAUGAUCACCAUGGGUGACCAGGACGAUCUGGAGAUGUUGUUGUCAAGUGUGCGCAAUCAAGCCCGGAAAGAGAGGAACGAGAUGGGCAAGAUGGAGGUUUGGAUCUCGUGACCUUUGAAAGAGUUGUGAUAUACAAGGCUGGCUGAGAUACAAGAUGGGGCUCGACACGAUGAAACCCUGCACCACCACCACCAGACAUAUGAAAUCCUACACCUGUUAUUACAGCGUCGGAGUUGGACAAAGAUCAUCUCCCUCGCGGAAUUGGGAAUCACUUUGGAUCGGGCGCCGUAUGGAACGGGACAUACUUGUUUUCAGGGGGAAUGUACUUACAAGUGCUAUGAAUGUGGCUCCUUCACUUCCCGACUCUAUUUCCACACAGACAUUUACAUAUACCUAGGUAUCCCAUAUAUAUCUCACGAAUAACGUCUGUGUUGCACACCAAUCCAUAAUCGAGCUUGAGCUUCUUGACUCUUGGUUCUCGGUCAUUCAUGCCUCGACCCCUAGGCCAUGGCAGAUGUCCCUUUGAGAACCAUCUUGCAGCGUGCUUGCCCUGAUGUGAUGGACG